This is a messenger RNA of Nymphaea colorata (pocket water lily), 12868 nucleotides long. Its product is annotated as chromatin structure-remodeling complex protein SYD. The transcript is spliced from 29 exons. NCBI's taxonomy places the organism in Eukaryota, Viridiplantae, Streptophyta, Magnoliopsida, Nymphaeales, Nymphaeaceae. Gene Ontology annotation, biological process: positive regulation of transcription by RNA polymerase II. Gene Ontology annotation, cellular component: nucleus. The record is from RefSeq and is a predicted model, not a curated record. The coding region runs from base 197 to 12655 and encodes 4152 amino acids. Gene Ontology annotation, molecular function: ATP-dependent chromatin remodeler activity; histone binding; DNA binding.
CACCACAGAGAGGAAGAGAGAGAGAGAGAGAGAGAGAGAGAGAGAGAGAGAGAGAGAGAGAGAGAAUGGAGGCGGGUUAGUUCCCCGCGAAGGCGUCGUUGAGGCCAUGUGGUAACGGAUUCCGGCGUUGCCUACAGGAGAUAGUCGGGCCAUCGAUUCCGUGAGGGUUCUUUUGCCUGAAAGGAAGCGAGCCAGGAUGGCUUCACCUCAACAUGUUGAAAUUGAGGCUGCAAAAUUUCUUCAAAAAUUGAUUCAAGAGUCGAAAGAUGAGCCUGCCAAGCUAGCAACAAAGCUUUUUGUGAUAUGUCAACACAUGAAGAUGAGUGGGAAGGAACAGUCUUUACCUUAUCAAGUCAUAUCCAGGGCCAUGGAAACCGUAGUUAAUCAGCAUGGCCUUGACAUUGAGGCCUUAAAGGCAUCUCGCCUGCCAUUUCCUGGUGGAGCUCAGUCUGCAGGUCCUGGAGAUGUAAGGUUGAAAGAUAGGGAUGGAGCAGAAACCUCGACACCUCAUGGAGGCGGUAAUGAUUCAUCUGUUAAAAUUGGGCAGGUUGCUUAUGGAGGUAAAUCAAAGGAAGUUUCCCAUGGUUUUACUCAGAAUAUUGGCGUUAUGCAAGAUCAGAGGUCUUUUUUUCCUGAGAAUAAUAUGAAUAGGAAUGGGAACACUAGUUCUAUGCGGCCAUUUAUUGGAUCAGGCAGAAUGGAAGGUGUGGGCCAUGAUGAUGUUGAUCAAGGUUCUAUGUCUCAAAGAGAACAUGAUAGUGCAGCAAAUAUGGUUUUAGAGGACACAAGAUCUGGAAAUUCACAGGAAAAACACGACUCAUUGAACACAGAGAAAUCAGAUAUUUCUAAAGGUUCAAAAGAGAGCAAAAAAGCCAAUGCAAAGAGAAAAAGGGCAGAUUCUGCACUUGCUAUGAAAGAUAUUUCUCAAAAUCAAAGUUCUCAAGAUGCUGCAAACAACAUGGACAUGAUUUCCAAGAAGGGCAAGUUAACAGCACAUGGUCAAGUUGAAGAUAGAAGGAUGGAUCAAGGAACCGUGGCUCCUAUUCAGCAUACUGAUCAUUUGGAGCAGCUCUCUUCAUUUACUGGUGGCAAAGAAACACUUUUUAGAGUUAGUAAAGAGGCCUUCCAGAGCAGGAUGAACAGCUUAAAUUCACACUUGAUGAAUAUGAGACAACCAGAAGAAGGGGAAGGAUCAUCUGUUAAUGGGGCUUCUUCUGCAGCUAAAGGAAGUUCUCUGCAGCUGCGACUUGAUGCAACAGGUUCUAGAGGAUUGUGGAAUCAAACCAAAGUGGGAUUCUCUUCUGGAAUUUCUCAAGGUUCACUAAUGGCAACAGAUACUGUUUCUUCUUGUGCACCUGAAGAUCGGAUGCCUGGUUUUUCUCAACAAACAUCUGAAGGAACUGUUUUCAACAAGGGUACUGGUUUUCAUUUGCCUAAGGGAAAGGACAACAUCUUGGGAAAUAGCAAUGCAUUUGACAACGUGGAUACUAAUGCCUUUGUGAAAGCAAAAGGUGACACAAGCACAGUUGAUAGUUGCAGUGAAUCAAAUCUCCAGAUUGAAAUGGGAAGGGCGAGGAGCAUGGGAUCCAAGGAUGCAUCAAGACCUCCUUUUGUGCCGCAGGCCACAUCCAUGGUUGACUUGCCUUUCAAGGAACAACAUCUUAGACAACUCAGAGCCCAAUGUCUUGUCUUCCUAGCUUUCAGGAAUGGUCUGGUACCCAGAAAGCUGCAUCUUGAAAUUGCCCUGGGUGAAAGGUCUCCAACAGAAGAUGCAAGUUCUAAGUUAAUGAGUCAUCAGAGAGUGAAGGAAUUACCUGGGAUAGGCACCAGCCAAAAUCAUGACAUGAAGGAUCCUUCUGGGAUGGAUCCAAGUCACAAUCAUGAAUCUGGUUGCAUGCCAACAAAUACCAUCCGCGAAACAGAAAGAGAUAUGAAUACUAACAGAAAUCAUGCUGGUUGUUCUCCAUCUGGAACCCUUUUGGAGACGGAGGCAGCAUCUAAAGAAAUCGAGAGUGUUAAGAAGAUAAAUAGCAAAAGAUGUCCUCCUGAGCGUUUGCCAAUAAGUGAAGAAAGAAAGAGGCCUUCCUCUGCAAGAAAAAAAACUGAACCUGAGACAGAAUAUCAGGAGACUGCAGAAUCAAAUGUAAAGGCAUCCGCCCAAUCAGCAGUUGACUCACUGAAAUCAACCGAAAGAAAUCCUUCUGAGACUUACCCAGAGAACCAAUUCCACCAAGAUGGAAAUCAACAACUGGAAAAGUUUGAUCAUAACCAGCCCUCUAUGUCAAUUAAGAUUAGACAGCCAGAACAUGCUGUGACUGGAUUGUCUACUUUUAUGGUUCCUAAUGAAACUCAGCAGUCAGCAUUGUCUUUUACCUCCACACAGAAAUUUCAUCCAAGUAUUUCUCAUACUUCUUUAGCCCAGCCUCAAGCAGUCAUGGGGAGCACAGAACACCAAUCUGACUCAUUGAAUGCUGUUUCAACUUCUGGAAAAUGGGAGCCAUCUUCUAUGCCCUUGAAAUCUCAAACAUCUAUAAAGUACUUUGAGCAUGAUGGUAACAAACUUGAAUCUGCAAGGCAUGGUGGUGUUUUAUGUGAAAAUGAGAUCACAGGGAAUAGUCUGUCUGCUGCCUCAGGUUCCAGCUACACUAAGCUAGUUAAUGGUUCUGAUGAACAAAGAGCUUUCAGCAAUGAAAAGCAGUAUAGCGGGUUUGCAAUGAACUCUACUCAGAAGCAUGGACAGCCACUUGUUUCUGGAGAAGCGUCUGGUGAUCAAGAAGCACAAGAUGCAGAUGAAGAAGAGGAAGAGGAGGUAGAGGAGGAUAUUAGUAUUGAAGCUGAUGAAAGACCAUUCUCUCCACCUAAGCAGACUAUGCUAGAAAAGUGGAUUAUGGACAUGCACAAAAGAAAGCUCCUCGAAGAACAAAAAUGGGCAUUGAAGCAAAGGAAGGCGGAAGAGAACAUGGGAGCUCGUGUUGUUGAGUUGAAGGAAGUUGUUAGUUCCUCUAACACUACUUCGUCCAAAACAAAAAGUGUUAUCGAGCUUAAAAAACUGCAACUUCUACAUCUGCAACGUCGUAUGAAAAGUGAGUUUCUUCAUGACCACUUCAAACCUAUUAUGUCUGACAUGGACCGCUUGAAAACAAUUAAGAAACACAGACAUGGGAGAAGGGUUAAACAACUGGAAAGAUAUGAGCUGAAAAUGAGGGAGGAGCGGCAAAAGCGCCUUCGAGAGCGUCAAAAAGAGUUCUUUGGUGACUUAGAAGCACACAAGGAGAGAUUGGAUGAUUACUACAAAGUUAGAAGGGAGCGGUGGAAGGGAUUUAAUAGAUUUGUGAAGGAGUUUCACAAAAGAAAAGAUAGGAUCCACAAGGAAAAGAUUGAGAGGAUCCAACGGGAGAAGAUAAAUCUGUUAAAGAACAAUGAUGUGGAGGGAUAUCUACGAAUGGUUCAGGAUGCAAAAUCUGAACGUGUCAAGCAACUGCUUAAGGAGACCGAAAAAUAUCUUCAAAAACUUGGUGCUAGACUUCAGGAAGCAAAAAGUGUGGGAAUGGAUGACUCCAGAUCAGUAAAUGCAACAGAUAAAAGUGAGGUUCCUAUGCAAAAUGAAGAUGAAACAGAUCAAGCUCAGCAUUACUUGGAAAGCAAUGAAAAAUACUACAAAAUAGCUCACAGUAUAAAAGAGAGCAUAAAUGAGCAGCCUAACAUUCUUCAUGGUGGGAAGUUAAGGGAAUACCAGAUGAAUGGUCUCCGGUGGCUUGUUUCGCUCUACAACAACCAUUUGAAUGGAAUCCUUGCAGAUGAAAUGGGUCUUGGUAAAACUGUUCAGGUUAUCUCUUUGAUAUGUUAUUUGAUGGAGUCAAAAAAUGACAGAGGACCAUUUCUUGUGGUAGUACCUUCUUCUGUUCUACCUGGAUGGGAUUCAGAAAUAAACUUCUGGGCCCCCAGUAUCAACAAAAUAGUGUAUUCUGGUCCUCCUGAAGAGCGGAGAAAAUUGUUCAAGGAACGGAUUGUUCAUCAGAAAUUCAAUGUCCUAUUAACAACAUAUGAAUAUUUAAUGAACAAACAUGAUCGGCCAAAACUAAGCAAGAUACUUUGGCACUAUAUUAUUAUUGAUGAAGGGCAUCGCAUAAAAAACGCGUCUUGCAAACUGAAUGCAGAAUUGAAGCAUUACCAGAGUUCUCACCGCUUGUUGUUAACUGGGACCCCUCUUCAGAACAACCUAGAGGAACUGUGGGCUCUACUCAACUUCCUCUUACCAAACAUUUUCAACUCUUCAGAAGAUUUCUCGCAGUGGUUCAACAAACCUUUUGAGAAUGGAAAUGAGAAUUCUCCUGAUGAAGCUUUACUGUCAGAAGAGGAAAAUCUUUUAAUCAUAAACCGGCUACAUCAAGUUCUUCGUCCUUUUGUGCUUCGAAGGUUAAAGCAUAAGGUUGAAAAUGAGCUGCCUGAAAAGAUUGAAAGAUUGGUAAGGUGUGAGGCAUCUGCUUAUCAGAAGCUUCUAAUGAAGAGGGUGGAAGAAAAUCUUGGUUCCAUGGGAACAUCAAAGGGUCGUUCAGUCCAUAACACUGUCAUGGAGCUCCGAAACAUAUGCAAUCAUCCAUAUCUUAGCCAGUUGCAUGCAGAUGAGAUUGACAGUCUGUUACCUAAGCAUUUCCUGCCUCCACUUGUGAGACUUUGUGGUAAGCUGGAGAUGCUGGACCGUUUGCUGCCUAAGUUGAAAGCGACUGGCCAUCGGGUUCUAUGCUUCUCUACUAUGACCAGGUUGCUUGAUGUCAUGGAGGAGUAUCUCUCAUGGAAGGGUUACAAGUAUCUUCGCUUAGAUGGACAUACUUCAGGAAACGAACGCGGGGUUCUCAUUGAGGAAUUCAACAAAGCUGAUUCUACUGCAUUUAUAUUUUUGCUGAGCAUUCGUGCAGGAGGUGUUGGGGUUAACCUUCAAGCUGCAGAUACCGUUGUGAUAUUUGACACAGAUUGGAACCCUCAGGUUGACCUACAAGCACAAGCUAGGGCUCACAGGAUUGGUCAGAAAAGAGAUGUUCUUGUUCUGCGAUUGGAGACGGUAAGAACUGUUGAGGAGCAAGUGAGAGCUGCUGCAGAGCACAAACUCGGUGUGGCCAAUCAGAGCAUUACUGCUGGCUUUUUUGACAAUAAUACCAGUGCGGAAGAUCGAAGGGAGUAUUUGGAGGGGCUGCUAAGGGAAUGUAAGAAAGAAGAAGCUGCUCCUGUAUUGGAUGAUGAUGCACUUAAUUAUCUUUUGGCUCGCAGUGAAUCUGAGAUUGAUGUCUUUGAAGCAGUUGACAGAAAAAGGCAUGAAGAUGAGAUGGCUUCAUGGAGGAAGCUUCUACAAGCACAAGGCAAGGAUAUCUCUGAGCUCUUGCAGAUGCCUUCUCGACUUGUGACAGAAGAUGAUUUGAAACCAUUUUACCAAGCGAUGAAGAUAUAUGAAUCAUCCAAUGCACCAGUAAAGCAAAAAGGCGAGUACCUUGCUGUUUGUGACACCCAGCAGUAUGGGAGGGGGAAACGAGCUAGAGAGGUCCGUUCGUAUGAAGAUCAAUGGACUGAAGAGGAAUUUGAAAAGCUCUGCCAGGUGGAUUCUCCUGAAUCGUCACCACCCAAAGAAGCAACCCCUGAUGCUCAGAAGGCCAAGGAUUCAGUGCCUUCAAAAGUCGAGAAAGUGGAAGAGCAACCACCAUCAAAAAGAGGGCGAGGCAGACCGAAGAGAGUGGUUGAAAAUUCUCCUUCAAUUCCUGGAGCACCAGUUCAAUCUGUCUGCAAAUUGGAAAUGGUGACUGAAAGCGUGCAAAAUCCUGAUAUUUCUACUGGUGCAAGUCCACUUCCUUCAGCCUCACUCAAGGGGUCAGUCAGAAAGACUGCACUUGCAUCAGACACUAGGCAGCGUCCGCUAAAGCAUAGUGUUCCUACUUUUGAAGUUAACCAGGUACCUGGACCUAUAAAAGAGGUCAAUCCAGUUCUAGAGAAGACCUCAAGGAUUUUUGUGUCACAAGAGAAUGCGUGGCUAAACAAACCAUCAAAAUCAAUUACUUCCCUUUGUCACAAUGAUAACGAAGGUUCGGAGCCGAAAAAACCAGCUGACUUGGUUUCUGUUAGGGUUCCCAGUAUAGCCCACAUUGAAGAUAAGAACAUCAGUAUAUUACCUGGACCAAUUAGCAGGGAGUCCAUUAAGGAACUAAUUCCUGACAAUACGAGGGCUGCUCCUGCAGGCAAAGAUGGAGUCUCUUCUAAAUCUCAAGUAUGUGAAAGCAAUGCUCGUUUGUUGGAAACCAACAAGCAAGAUUGCACUGGGAAUGUAUCAAAAGUUAGUGGGACAAAAAGUAGAAAAGAGGGUCAGUCUUCAGCUAUUGUUACAACUUCACAAUCAUCCAUCUUGGGAAAGAAUUACAUGCAGAUUGGCUCCUCUUGUUUAUCAGGGAAGGCCAAGUCUGGUGCACAUGAAAAAUCAGUUCUUCCUACUCAAAGCCCUUUGUCUGGAGCUGUUGUUGGUGCCUCUUCUCUUCCAGAUACUGCCCCAAGCUCCGGUGGGAGCGGGAUUGAAAAUGAAAGGUCUGCCAGUGUUCCAGUUGACGAAACAAAGAAGCAAAGCAGCAUUCACAUUGAAAAAGCAUCAUCCCCGUGCCCUCAAGAUCCAAAAUACAGGGCCUCAUCUACGUGCAGCAAUCCACAAGAGAAUUUCACUGAGUUUCAGUCAUCUGGGCAACCAAGAGGCAAUAAUUUAGAUGAGAAAAAGGCCAAAGUUUUGAGCUGUGAUACCUCAGGAUCUAAGCUUAAGGUUUCUGCUGAAAGUAAAGAUGAACAGGUGCAUCAUGCUCCUGCAAAGCGUAAAUCCUCUGGGGAAGCCAAAACACGUAAUCCCUCCAGCAGAAAGCACUCAAAAUGUGUGACGAAAUAUCCAGUAUCCCAGCCUAUCUUUUCAACAACUGAGGUGCCAAGUCCUCAGCCAAAGGUUGGUUCUGAACAUCUUAGACCAACUGAUGGUAAAUCUACUGCAACAGAGAAGAGCCCUGCAGCAACAAUGCCUAUCCAAACUCGGGGACUAAAAGGUCAAUUGAAGGAAGGUUCUGAACCUUCACCAUCAACUGAAGUGAAAGCUGCUGCAACCAAGGGUUCUAUAGCAGCGACUCCUGACCAGACUGAGGCAUCAAAAGACCAUCCAAAGGAAGGUAAUCAAUCUGUAGUAUCAGUUGAAGCAACUGGAACAAUAAUUAAGAGUUCUGCCUCGCUUGUACGUGAUCAAAGUGGAGGAGUAAGAAGCCAGCAGAAGGAACCAACACAAGGUUCUGGAUGUGUAUCAUCAACCAUAGGGAAUCCUGCUGUACCUGAGAAGACUGCAGAAAUGACACCUGUCCAAUCUGAGGCAAAAAUGAAACCAGUUGCAGAUAAAAGUGGUGUAGCUAUAGCAUGCAAUCAAACUGGGGAACUGAAAAUUCAAUCAAAAGGAGUUUCUGCAGCUUCACCAAAUGAAAGGAAACCAGCAAGAAGAAGAGGUGCUGGGGUGCAUGGUCGGCGAGGAUCACUGAGAAGCCAACUGAAGGAAGGUUCCGAAUGUGCACCAUCAACUGAAAAGAAAUCUGCUACCCUGGAGCAGAACCCUACAGCAAGAGUGCAUGAUAAGACCGAGACACAAAUAAAACAUCAAAAGGAAAUUUCUGAAUGUGCACCAUCCGUUCUAGGUAAACUUGCACCUAGUGAAAAAGGUCCUGCGGCUGCAGUUCAUCCCCAAAUGGAGGCAUCGAGGAGCCAGCCAAAAGGUCCUCGAUUGGCAACACCAGUUGAAUGGAGGGCUUCUGAAAAUGAGAAAGAUCUGGCAGCAAUAAUGCGUAAUCAUGCUGAACCACUACAAAACCCGGCAAAUGCAGGUUCUAAAUGUGCAUCAGGUGAAGAAAAGUUGGUUGCAAUUGAAAAAGGUAGAGAAAAACUACAUAUCCAAGCCGAGGAACCAAGAAAACAACCAAAGGAAUCAAUUCAACCAGUUGAGGUGGAAUCUGCUAAAGUUAAGGAGGACUCCGCAGCAAUUUCACCACUGCAAAGCCAGUCGAAGGAAUGUUCUGAAUAUGCAUCAGGUGAAGGAAAGCCUGUUGCUCAUGAAAAGGCUUCUGUAAAAAUAUUGCAUGACCAAGCUGAACCAAGAGACCAUUCAAUUGGAUUGGCUAAAGUGGACUUUGGUACAUCUGACAAGGAUCCUGCAGCAAUAUUGACGAUCCAAAGCCUGCCAACAGCAGGUUCUGACUCUGCAUCAGGUGAAGGAAAGUCUAUUGCAACUGAGAAGAGUUCUGCAGAAACAUUGCUUAACCAAACUGAGCCAACAAAGCAACCUAAGGAAUUGGCUCAGUUAGAAACUGCUACAACUAAGAAAGGGUCUGCAACAGCAUUCCCACUGCAAAGCCAGCCAAAUGCAGGUUCUGAAUGUGCAUCAGGCGAAGGAAAAUCUGUUACAAGCAAAGACAGUCCAGCAGAGGUAUUGCAUAACCAAGAUGAGAAACCAAGGAAGCAACUAAAGGAAUUGUCUCAAUCAGUUGAGGUGGAUUCUGCUACAACCGGAAAGGAUUCUUCAACAAAAUUGUCAAUGCAAAACCAGUCAAAGGGAGGUUUUGAAUGUUCAUCGGGUGAAGUAUUCUGCAGCACAAUUGCCAUUACAACUGAAAAGAGUUCUGCAGAAAUACUGCAUGUUGAAACUGAAUCACCAAGAAAGCAACCAAAGGAAUCAGGUAAAUCAGUUGAGGUGGAAUCUGCUACGAACAAUUCUGCAGCAAUAUUGCCCCUACAAGGUCAGACAAAGGUAGGUUCUCAAUGUGCGUCAGGUGAAGGAACUGCUGUUGCAGCCAAAAAGGGUUCCGUAGAAGUAUUGCAUAAUCAAAAUGAGGCACCAAGUAAUCUACCAAAGGAAUUGGCUCAACCAGUUGAGGUGGAAUCUGCUAUGCCUUUGGACUCUGCAGCCAUGUUUCAUGAUCAAGCAGAUAAGACUGUAGCUCAACCGAAGGAAAGUCCUGAAAGUGCAUGGUUUGUUGGUGGCAAACCCUUUCCAUGCCCUUCCCCUAUAGUACUCGAACUAAGAAGUCAACAAGAGGAUGAUUUAACAUGUGCACCAACUGCUGAACUGAAAUCUGAUACAAUUGGUAAAGAUAUUCUAGCAGUUGGGCUUCAUGAGAAAGUCGCUGAGCAAGAUACCAAGGUUUGUCUCAACAAUGUUGAAAACAUGCUGGUGCCAGCUCAUGAUGGAGGGAGCCUGUCUCCCAGCAGCCUUCCAUCAGCAUCUCAUGAUGUCCAGAUGGCUGACCCAUCUAGCCUUCUUCAAGAGGGGACUAAGGCGAGUGAGAAAAAUGAGGAAGCUAAUAAUUUGACUGUUGUUCCCCAAGUUAAUGCGGGAGCAGCAAGUUCAGAUUUACUUACUGAAAAGGUAUCACCAACAGUGAGCUCUAUCCUGGAAGUUCAUCCACGAUCAUCCAGUGUGGUGGACAACGAUGUCCAAUCUAGUCAAGCCAGUAUUACUGUUCAUGAGCAUGAAGCACCAUUUACUACUGCAUCUGACCAUACGGUUGCUGUUUGUAUGUCUACAGCUGUUGUUAAUGCCAUUGAUGCAACAAAACUUCAAAGCGAGUCGGUAGAAAUGCUUUUGCAAGCCAAGACAGUUGAGUCAUCAGAACAAGCUGCCGUUGAUGAUGACAAAGAUCUUCAACAAAUUGACAGGAUGGAACUGAGCAUGCCUCCAAAAAUUUCCAUGGAAGUUGUCUCUGCAGAAGUGCUUGGCAUAGUUGAUGUAUUAUCACGUAACUCUGAGGAAGCUGCUCUUGUUAAAUUAACUGAGGGUGAUGCUACAUCAACUGAGAAAGCUCCUUUUGUUGAAUUAACUGAGGGUGAUGCUACAUCAACUGAGAAAGUUCCGUUUGUUGAAUUAACUGAGGGUGAUGCUGCAUCAACUGACAAAGCCGCUCUUGUUGAAUUAACUGAGGGUGAUGCUGCAUCAACUGAGAAAGCUUCUCUUGUUGAAUUAACUGAGGGUGAUGCUGCAUCAACUGAGAAAACUGCUCUUGUUGAGUUAACUAAUGGUGAUGCUGCAUCAACUGAGAAAACUGCUCUUGUUGAGUUAACUAAUGGUGAUGCUGCUUCAACUGAGAAAACUUCUCUUAUUGAAUUAACUGAGGAUGAUGCUACUUCAGCUGAAGCUCAGCAGCCUUCAGGGUUGAAAUUACUUGAUGAUGGUCUGGUUGUUCCAAAUGCAUCCAGCAUGUUAAGUAGUCAUGACAGGGUGAUAACCACCGAUAGGUCUAUUGUUCAUACAAGUUCAUCAGAUGGCAUUGAAUUAGGCUCUGCACCUUCUUUGUCUGGAAAGGAGGCAGCUGUCCUUCACACGUUUCUUGGUAUCUGCGAGAAUUCUAAUAAAAUGGUCGUAUCCCAGGAAGCCGUUGUCGAUAAUAAUGAUUUAGGAGCUACUGAACAUGCUAUAAGCGUUCAAGAUAUGAAACCAAUGGAGGACGAUAUUAGAACUUUAGAAGAUGGUAACGAAAAUGAUCUCAUUUCCAAAACUGAAGAAUGCCAUCCUGGCAAACCAGAUGCAUCAGUUGGCAGCGAGGUUCAUCAUCCUGAAGGUUCUGGUAAUGAUACAGUUGUAAAAAAUGCUGAAAAGGAUGAGAAUCUUUCAUCUACAAGUGCUUCUCAGUGUACAGCUCCUAGAGUUGAUGAGGCCCCUGAAUCAACAUGUCAUGUGGACUCUAAACUAGUGGGGGAAGAUGUUUUUGCAUCAAAAGUUGAUCAUGUUAGAUAUGUCAAGUCAACUGAACCUAGUCUUGAACCUCAGCAUCUGGAAUCUGCAGGGAAUAUUUUUUCGGAUGAGAAAUCUGAGGAAGAAGUCACUUCUUUCAUUCCUGAAGUUGCAAAGGAUAACACCAUUCCUGGUCUGAAAGGGCAUCAUGACUGUGUUCAGGAGAAUUUUUCAAAAACUGGAGAACAACUUGAGCAGUCAUUGUCGCCUGGAAAAUCUGAUGAUGUGGGUGGCUGUAGUUUGGAGGCAGAACAUACGUUGGCUUCUCAAACCAGUGAUACUGUAGCAGAUUUCCAAACGGUUACAGUGAAAGAGGGUGAUGAACGAAAAGAUAGUGAUCCUCCCGCCAUCUCAUCCCCUUCAGGGUCAGAACUGCUGCAUGCAGAAUCUAGAGCAGUUACGGGUGUGCCAGAUGAAAUAUCUGCCCAAGGCAACAACAGCUCGUCUCCAAAAGUAUCACAGGAUGAGAGACCUGUAUUGUCUGGAGAUCAUGCUCUCCUGACAGGGAGCUUGGUUACUAGUGAUGACGACAAUGUCGGUAUAGCAAGUGUCCUUCCAGUGGGCGAAGAGGUGAGUAUAACAGGAACUAGAGGCAAUCCCCCUCCAGAAGCUGAAGAAAAGGUCAGUGCAAAUGAAACCAGUGGCAGUCCCAACCUGGAAGUGGAUAGCGUGGAUGUGGAACCUCGGCAACCUAAAUUAUCAGGAGGCAGUCUUUGUGAAGACGAGAUUUCUGUGCCCAUAAAUGUGCCUGAUGACAGUAGGCCAGUACCUGCCAUGGACGAAAAUGGUAGUACUUGUAACAUCAUUAUGCAUGAGAAUGAAAAGAUUGGUGAAGGUUCAGAUGACCUGUCUAAUAUUCCACAUGGAAGCAGUUGUGAGCCCGAGAAUUUGCCUGCAAAUGCAACUGAACUGCCGCUUGACAAGAGAAGUGAUGAUGAGUCUGGACUGAAUGACCUAAUUUCAGGAGGUAGCGAGUUGAAUCAACUGCCUGUAGGACCUAUCAACGAUGAUGCUGAAAAAGGCCAUGUUGAAAUAUCUCCUCCUGAGAUGGCAGUUUCUGCAGCAGCAGCUGCUGAAGCGAUUGCCGGAGAUCCACAUGGAAUCAGUUGUGAGCUUGAGAAUUUGCCUGCGAAUCCUAGUCACAAUCACCUAACAAAUGCAACUGGACUGCUGCUUGACAAGAGAAGUGAUGAUGAGUUUGGACUGAAUGACCCAAUUUCAGGAGGUAGCGAGUUGAAUCAACUGCCUGUAGGACCUGUCAACGAUGAUGCUGAAAAAGCUCAUGUUGAAAUAUAUCCUCCUGAGAUGGCAGUUUCUACUGCAGCAGCUGCUAAAGCGAUUGCCGGAGAUCCACAUGGAAUCAGUUGUGAGCUUGAGAAUUUGCCUGCGAAUUCUAGUCACAAUCACCUAACAAAUGCAACUGAACUGCCGCUUGACAAGAGAAGUCAUGAUGAGUCUGGACUGAAUGACCCAAUUUCAGGAGGUAGCGAGUUGAAUCAACUGCCUGUAGGACCUGUCAACGAUGAUGCUGAAAAGGGCCAUGUUGAAAUAUCUCCUCCUGAGAUGGCAGUUUCUGCUGCAGCAGCUGCUGAAGCGAUUGCCGGAGAUUGCAACAAAGCUGAUAAACAAGAAAACCUUCCUGAAAGUUCUGAGACAGCCGACGGUGAUGCUGGCUUAUGUGCGGAUCCUGCCAUGGUUGCUUCUGGAAACGAACAAGAGAAGGAAUCAAUUUCUCCUAGCCAACUUGCUGCAAGUAACGAGUCCGGAACGAUGGCUUGCAUACCCGAGUCUGCUAACCAAGCGAAAGAAGCAUCGAAUUCUGAAAGUGAAGCUGUGAAUCCUGUUCUUGACGGCUCAACUACCAAUUUAGAUGAAUCAUGAGCUGUGAAAUAAACAUUUUUUGUAAAAUAUGUAAGAAGUAUAUUCCCAAAGUCUGUCCCCAAGUAGAAUUAAAUUCCCAAUAGGAGACCUUGGUCGAGCAGGUGCAUUAUUUGUUUUACUGCAACCAAGGUAACAAACUGCUAUAAGGUUAACAAUCAUAUAAAUGAAAACCUCCGGGGAUGCUCAUUCAAAACAAAAAACCAGGUCUGCCAA